Molecule: messenger RNA, 2993 nt
Organism: Hordeum vulgare subsp. vulgare (domesticated barley)
Lineage: Eukaryota; Viridiplantae; Streptophyta; Magnoliopsida; Poales; Poaceae
Product: serine/threonine-protein kinase tricornered-like
Exons: 16
Coding region: 434-2626 (730 amino acids)
Biological process (GO): response to auxin; intracellular signal transduction; peptidyl-serine phosphorylation
Molecular function (GO): protein serine/threonine kinase activity; ATP binding
Source: RefSeq, a predicted model, not a curated record
CUUCAACCCCACCACCUCCCCCCACUCCCUCUCUCCUUCCAACGAAGCAGUAAAACAAAGCCGUAAAGCAAUCGGCGGCGGGGUUCCGGUGGUGCCCGCGCCGCCUCUCCCCGGCGCGCCUCCCGCAUCCCCAGCCCCACCGAAUCGAAGCGGAAUAGAACAACUCCGCCACCACCUGUGCCUGCCACCGCGCGCCCACUUGACGAAUUUCCUAUCCCCCCCACCGGAUUCGAAUCGGCGCGGAGCUCGUGCUCCUGCGCCCGCACCCCCGCCGCGCGCGCGCACAGGUCCAAACCCAACCCAACCCUACCCCCACCACCAUCCCCACCAGAUCCGGAGAUCCCGCGCGAAUCGGCCCCCACCUCCGCGCCCACAAUGGCGGGCCUAGUCGCGCCACCCUGACUGAUCCCCCGAUCCGCCCCGCCGCCCGCCGAUGGACUCCGCCCGGAGCUGGCUGCAGAAGCUGCACAAGGACAGGGCCAGGCCGGGCACGUCGCCGCCCGGCGCCGAGAUGGCCGGGGACGACGACGACGACGACGCCGUGCUCUCCAGCGCCACCAGGCAGAAGGUGGAGGCCGCCAAGCAGUGCAUCGAGAACCACUACAAGGCGCAGAUGAGGUCGCUCCAGGAGCGCAAGGAGAGGCGUUGGAUGCUGGAGAAGAAGCUUGCUGAUGCUGAUGUAUCUGAAGAGGAGCAAAACAGUAUCCUGAAGGAUUUAGAGAAAAAGGAGACAGAAUACAUGCGCCUAAGGAGGCACAAAAUGGGCGUUGAUGAUUUUGAAUUGCUGACCAUUAUUGGGAGAGGUGCUUUUGGGGAGGUGAGACUUUGUAGAGAAAAAGCUACAUCCAAUGUAUAUGCAAUGAAAAAGCUCAAGAAGUCUGAAAUGUUACGAAGAGGCCAGGUUGAGCAUGUGAGAGCUGAAAGGAACCUCCUCGCAGAAGUUGACAGUGCUUAUAUAGUUAAGCUCUACUGCUCAUUCCAAGAUGAUGAGUUUCUGUACCUUGUUAUGGAGUACCUUCCUGGUGGUGACAUGAUGACUCUGCUCAUGCGCAAGGAUACACUUACAGAGGAUGAGUCUUCGUUUUAUGUUGCAGAAACAAUACUAGCAAUCGAAUCCAUUCACAAGCAUAACUAUAUUCAUAGGGAUAUCAAGCCUGACAAUUUAUUGUUAGAUCGAACUGGCCAUCUGAAGCUUUCAGAUUUCGGCCUAUGCAAGCCUCUAGACAGUAGCAGCUUUCCAAAUCUCACUGAACUUGACAGUGCAGCGGGAAAUAUCACCAAUCCAUCGGCAGAUGGUGAUAAGCCAUUAAGUAGCACUGCUGUUCCCAGGCGAACACAACAGGAACAACUAUUGCAUUGGCAGAAGAAUCGCCGAAUGUUGGCUUAUUCAACUGUCGGUACACCUGAUUACAUUGCUCCGGAAGUCCUAUUGAAGAAAGGAUAUGGAAUGGAAUGUGACUGGUGGUCACUUGGGGCCAUUAUGUAUGAGAUGCUUGUGGGUUACCCACCAUUUUAUUCUGAAGAUCCAAUGUCAACAUGUAGGAAGAUUGUAAAUUGGAGGAGCCAUCUUAAAUUUCCUGAAGAGGCCAGACUUUCGCCAGAAGCUAAAGAUCUAAUUAAUAAGCUAUUAUGUAAUGUGGAUCAGAGACUUGGGAUGAAAGGAGCACAUGAGAUAAAGGCUCAUCCAUGGUUUAGAAGUGUUGAAUGGGAAAAGUUAUAUCAGAUGGAAGCAGCUUUCAUACCUGAAGUUAUUGAUGAGUUGGACACCCAAAAUUUUGAGAACUUUGAGGAGACCGCGCCUUCCAUGCAAACUUCAUCAAAGGCAGGUCCUUGGAGAAAGAUGCUUUCUUCCAAGGACAUGAAUUUUGUUGGUUACACUUACAAGAACUUUGAAAUAGUGAACGAUCCUGAACUUCCAGGAAUAGCUGAAUUAAAGAAGAAGAAUAACAAGCCAAAACGACCAACCAUCAAAUCAUUAUUUGGGCAAAUCUUAAGAAUCCUGAGCAGGUUUGGUCGACAUACAGAGAGCCAGGCUAUCUGUUGUAAAUUCAUGGAUGGGUCAUGCUAUGCUGCCAGGUUUUUUUGGGCGCAGAAAUCUGCAUUCCCGCAUUCCAGUCGUGAGAUUUGCGACAACGUAAAGAAGUUAAAUCCUCCACUUCCCAGUGCGUGCGUGCGCGCGCGCGUGCAUGGGAUGGACAGGCUGAGGAGCGUGGUGCUGCGCAGGUGCAAGAGCCUGUCGCGGGCGGGGAGCAGGCGGUCCUCCUCCUCCUCCUCCAGCUCCUACAGCAACCUCCGCUCCAUGUCCGCCAGGGACGACGUCGUAGCCGGAGAGGACGGCGAGGCGGCGUCGGCGGUGGUGUUCGUGGGCGGCUCGCGCCGGCGGUACGUCAUCAGCGCCAGGCACCUCCGCCACCCGCUCAUCGCCGCGCUCAUCGACGACGCCGACGACGCCGCCGGCGGCGGCGACGCGAGGGGUGGCAAGGCCAAGGAGCCGGUGGUGGCCGUGAGGUGCGAGGUCGUGCUGUUCGACCACCUGCUGUGGAUGCUCGACAACGCCGCCGACCUCCGCGCCGGCGGCGAGGACGACGCCGUCAGGGAGCUCGCCCAGCUCUACGCCACGCGCUAGCCCAGCUGCGAUCGACUCGUCUCGUCGGUUGCUAUACACUGUAGUACGUACGUACGUACGAUCGACCACGCCGCAUGAACCAUUCCUGACGGAUUUGAUUGAUUCUUUUUGUGUCUUCUUCCUUGCGCGAGAUCUAAGAUUCUCGGGCGCCAAUGGGAAGAUAUGUAUACUUGGGUUCGUUCCUAUAGGCAGGCAGGGGCUGCUUUCAUAGCUAAUGGCUUUGUAUCUGUUCUAGCUAACCAGCUAAUUAAGCUGGGGGUUUGAAAUGUCUACAUUUGCAUUUAGUCUUGUGUCGUGGCCAUCUAAAGCGUAUGUAAAGAGGUCGUGCUGCCUAAAGUAAGUUGCUGUGUAUUAUACUUCCAUUUCA